Messenger RNA from Aspergillus clavatus NRRL 1, 1464 nucleotides. RefSeq names its product tRNA splicing endonuclease subunit SEN2 (gene sen2). The transcript has a single exon. Gene Ontology annotation, biological process: tRNA splicing, via endonucleolytic cleavage and ligation; tRNA-type intron splice site recognition and cleavage. Lineage: Eukaryota; Fungi; Ascomycota; Eurotiomycetes; Eurotiales; Aspergillaceae. Gene Ontology annotation, cellular component: tRNA-intron endonuclease complex. Bases 1 to 1464 code for a protein of 487 amino acids. Gene Ontology annotation, molecular function: nucleic acid binding; tRNA-intron lyase activity. The record is from RefSeq and is a predicted model, not a curated record.
AUGGCUUCUUCGCCUACACCAAUUCUAAGUUCACCUCAUGAGCUCGUUGGUACCCCCACCAAAUCCGAGCCGAACAACAAUAAUGCACGCCCGGCACGUCGUCCCCGGCCUCAACGGCCUAAUUACAAGCACAUCCAUCGCUUUCCUCUUCCCUUAACCGUCCACCCUCUUCCUCCUCUCAUUCCUCAUAAUCCCUUGUCGAUUAUCAGCGUGGUGUUGUCGUACUUGACGUACUUCAUCACCCCCCCUCAACAAGAGAUCUAUGCCGCAUACUUUGAUUCGGCGACCUCAUCCAUCCAUGUCACCGAUGAAAAGGCAAUCCGAGCUCUGUGGGAGAUGGGAUUUUUCGGCAAGGGUACUUUGAGUCGAAGUCAACCCAGUUGGCUGGAACGGGAGAAGAAACGAAGAGGGUUACUUGGAGGUCAGACCAAUGAGGAACUCACUCGCCAGCGCAGAACCGAGCGACGUGAGCUGAAACUGGAGAGAGCAAGGAUGGAAAAGGUAGCUAUUGAGCAAAGACUGAAAGCCGAAGCUGCGGCACGUGAGAGUGGUACUACCCCCGCUGAUCAAACCUCAGCGGUGCUACCUACGGAUAGUCUUGCCAAUGGUGCAGCCGUCACCCUAGAGAAGUUCUCUCUCAGGAAGGCUAGAGAAGCCAAACUACUUGAGUCGCAGCGAUCGAAGGGGAAGGAGGAUGGUGAACAAUCCAUCUCGUCUCCUGCGAAGGAACCCGCCGGCAAAACAGUCCGCUUUUCUUCGAUCGUCCACGAAAAGGAAUUUUCAUCGGAUUCGGUAAUUGUUCGUCUGCCUGAGCCAGCUCAAGUUGAUGACAGCGUGGAAGCUAAACAGGUAGACUCUACACUUAAAAACGAGGAGCAUUUACAGCUAUCGAACGAGGAGGCUUUCUUCCUUGCUUAUGCGCUUGGUGUACUCCACGUUUUCGAUGAUGGGCACAAAGCUGUCGUUCCUCCUACCGCGCUACUCCCGCUAUUCUGUCACACCUCAUACUAUCCGUCCCGCAGUUCGUCAAUGAUUCUGCAACCAGACGAUCCUUUUCUCGUCUCCUAUGUCGUUUACCAUCACUUCCGAUCCCUUGGAUGGGUUGUGCGCUCCGGGGUGAAAUUCGGAGUCGAUUAUCUUUUGUACAACCGCGGUCCUGUGUUCUCACACGCCGAAUUUGCGGUUGUGGUUAUCCCAGCAUAUGAACAUACAUACUGGUCCGAAACACUAGAACGGAGGGCUUAUUGUGAAAGCAAACAGGCUCGUAGCUGGUGGUGGCUACAUUGUGUCAAUCGAGUCCAGGCACAAGUGAAGAAGAGCUUGGUGGUAUGCUACGUGGAGGUUCCUUCACCAGCAUCUCACGAGUUAGAGCAAGAUUCUGAGGAUAUCGGCGCUCUUCUUUCUCGGUAUAAAGUACGAGAAAUGCUCCUCAGAAGAUGGGUUCCCAACCGCACGCGGGACUGA